Messenger RNA from Sesamum indicum (sesame), 2686 nucleotides. The record is from RefSeq and is a predicted model, not a curated record. Lineage: Eukaryota; Viridiplantae; Streptophyta; Magnoliopsida; Lamiales; Pedaliaceae.
UAUGAUAUUUUGGUGGAAAAACAAAAAAAUCUAAGCCAAUUUGGAGAAACCGCCACCACUUACACCGGCCACGGCGCCCCAGCCACAACCACAACCCUCUUUCUCUCUCUACACUUCACCGUUAAAACUGCUUAUUUUACACACAACCACCCCAAGAUUUUCACUCUUCUGCGUUUUUCUUCUUUUCCCAUCCCAAUAUCUUCCAAGAUUACUCUUCUCCCUUCGCUCGAGAUUCUUGACCACCUCUAUCAAUCUGGGACUCAUUGACUAAACGCUAAUCGUCACAAAUAUGCACACCUCGUCGGUUGUAUUCAACACAAAACCGGUUUUAGCCCAGAUUCAUGCCAAUAAUUGCUAUUUUGAAAGUAGAGAUAGUUAUAAGUGUAGUUAUUUUGCUGCUAAUUUCCGGGUACAAUCAAAGAAGCCCAUUUCGUGGCGCCCGCAAAGGGGUCGGCUGACUCGGCCCAGCUACCCGGUUCCUGUUAGCACUAAGACUACAGGGAGAAGAUAUUCUUCUCAGCUCAAUGAAUUGAUACCUCAGUCACGGUUAGCAGAUAAGUGUCAACAAGUGACUUGCUUCCAUGCUUCCAAAAGAAAGCAAAUUGAUGUGAACAGAUUCACCUCCGGAUUCUUUGUUGACAAGUCAACCUUUCAUCUGCCAAGGCACAAACUUGAUUAUGCUAAUGUUAGACAAUUUGAUGUUCCACAUGCCACUGUGGGCCCUGAAGAGCCACAUGCAGCAAGUACAGCAUGGCCUGAUGGUAUUAUGGAGAAAGAGGGUUUGGACUUAUUAGAAUCAGAAGUAGAGAGAAAAGAAUUUGAGAACUUUUUGAGAUUUGAGCUUCCUUCUCACCCGAAAUUGCACAGAGGACAACUGAAGAAUGGGCUCCGCUACCUCAUUCUGCCGAACAAAGUCCCUCCUAACAGGUUUGAAGCUCACAUGGAAGUUCACGUGGGUUCCAUUGAUGAGGAAGAUGAUGAGCAAGGAAUUGCUCAUAUGAUCGAACAUGUUGCAUUCCUCGGAAGUAAGAAACGUGAGAAACUUCUUGGAACUGGGGCAAGAUCUAAUGCUUACACAGAUUUUCAUCACACAGUGUUUCAUAUUCACUCACCAACCAGUACAAAGGAUUCUGAAGGUGAUUUGGUGCCAGUUGUUCUGGAUGCUCUGAAUGAGAUUGCUUUUCACCCCAAAUUUCUGGCUUCUCGAGUUGAAAAGGAGAGAAGGGCAAUUUUGUCAGAACUACAAAUGAUGAAUACCAUAGAAUACCGUGUCGAUUGUCAGUUGUUGCAACACUUGCACUCUGAGAACAAGUUGAGCAAAAGAUUUCCUAUUGGAUUGGAGGAGCAGAUUAAGAAAUGGGAUGCCGAUAAAAUCAGGAAAUUCCAUGAGCGCUGGUAUUUCCCCGCAAAUGCCACAUUAUACAUCGUUGGGGACAUUGAUGACAUUUCAAAGACGGUUAACCACAUUGAAGCAGUUUUUGGACAGACGGGCAUGGAAAGUGAGGUAGCUGCUUCACCUACACCAAGCGCUUUUGGUGCGAUGGCCAGUUUCCUUGUUCCUAAGUUGUCAGUUGGACUGGCUAGUGGCUUAUCUCAGGAAAGGUUAUCCAAUUCUGUGGAAUCAUCAAAAAACUUUAGAAAGGAAAGGCAUGCUAUUCGCCCUCCUGUUCAACACAAUUGGUCCCUUCCUGGAAGCUACACCGAUGCAAAGCUGCCCCAAAUAUUUCAGCAUGAAUUGCUUCAGAAUUUCUCAAUUAAUAUGUUUUGCAAGAUCCCUGUUAACAAGGUUCGUACAUAUGGUGACUUGCGGAAUGUGCUGAUGAAGAGGAUCUUUCUUUCUGCUUUGCAUUUCCGAAUUAACACAAGAUACCAGAGUUCGAAUCCCCCAUUUACGUCGGUGGAAUUGGAUCACAGUGAUUCAGGAAGAGAAGGUUGUACAGUAACCACUCUUACUGUCAAUGCAGAACCUCAAAAUUGGGAAAAUGCAAUCAAAGUUGCUGUGCUGGAGGUUAGAAGGCUUAAAGAAUUUGGUGUUACUAAUGGUGAAUUAGCCCGUUAUCUAGAUGCCCUGUUGAAAGAUAGUGAACAAUUGGCAGCUAUGAUUGACAAUGUGUCCUCAGUGGAUAACUUAGAUUUCAUUAUGGAAAGUGAUGCACUCGGUCACACUGUGAUGGAUCAGAGGCAAGGACAUGAUAGUUUGGUUGCUGUUGCUGGUACAGUUACUCUUGAGGAGGUCAACUCUAUUGGCGCAGAGGUAUUGGAGUUCAUAUCUGAUUAUGGGAAACCAUCUGCGCCGCACCCAGCUGCAAUUGUUGCAUGUGUGCCAAAGAAAGUGCACAUCGAUGGAAUUGGUGAAACUGACUUCAAGAUAGAACCAGAAGAGAUUGUGGAUGCUAUUGAAGCUGGUUUGAAGGAACCCAUUGAGGCUGAGCCCGAGCUUGAUAUACCAAAAGAGUUGAUCUCUUCAGAACAGCUGCAAGAAUUAAGGUUGAAGCAAAAUCCAUCCUUCAUUCCUGUUGACCAAGAAAAGAAAACGACAAAGGUUUAUGACGAGGAUACGGGAAUUGUGCAGCGGCGUCUUUCAAAUGGCAUUCCUGUAAAUUACAAGGUAAAUAAUUUUUAUAUUCUCAAUAAGUUAAAAAUAUUCAUUGUGUUUGGGAAGUUUUUCUGAUUCUUCUAUUCAGAG